This is a messenger RNA of Meleagris gallopavo (turkey), 498 nucleotides long. It is a transcript of the gene MYF6, whose product is annotated as myogenic factor 6. Gene Ontology annotation, biological process: regulation of transcription by RNA polymerase II; skeletal muscle cell differentiation; positive regulation of myoblast differentiation. NCBI's taxonomy places the organism in Eukaryota, Metazoa, Chordata, Aves, Galliformes, Phasianidae. The record is from RefSeq and is marked provisional. Gene Ontology annotation, molecular function: RNA polymerase II cis-regulatory region sequence-specific DNA binding; DNA-binding transcription factor activity, RNA polymerase II-specific; protein dimerization activity.
AUGAUGAUGGACCUUUUCGAAACCGGCUCCUAUUUCUUCUACUUGGACGGGGAGAAUGGGGCCCUGCAGCAGCUGGAAAUGGCAGAGGGCUCCCCGCUGUACCCGGGCAGCGACGGCACCCUGUCCCCGUGUCAGGACCAACUGCCGCCGGAGGCCGGCAGCGACAGCAGCGGCGAGGAGCACGUGCUGGCCCCGCCGGGCCUGCACGCCCCGCACUGCCCCGGCCAGUGCCUCAUCUGGGCCUGCAAAACCUGCAAGAGAAAGUCGGCCACCGACCGGCGGAAAGCGGCCACACUGCGGGAGCGGAGGAGGCUGAAGAAGAUCAACGAAGCCUUCGAGGCUCUGAAAAGGAGGACUGUGGCCAACCCCAACCAGGCAGGGGGCUCCAUGGUGGAGUCGUCGGCUUCCAGCAGCCUGCGCUGCCUCUCCUCCAUCGUGGACAGCAUCUCCUCCGACGAGCCCAAGCUGCCCGGCGCGGAGGAGGUGGUGGAGAAAUGA